Messenger RNA from Nothobranchius furzeri (turquoise killifish), 2159 nucleotides. RefSeq names its product carbohydrate sulfotransferase 11. Gene Ontology annotation, biological process: proteoglycan biosynthetic process; carbohydrate biosynthetic process. Gene Ontology annotation, molecular function: sulfotransferase activity. NCBI's taxonomy places the organism in Eukaryota, Metazoa, Chordata, Actinopteri, Cyprinodontiformes, Nothobranchiidae. Gene Ontology annotation, cellular component: membrane. The record is from RefSeq and is a predicted model, not a curated record.
AAGACGCGCUGACCGGACCUUGACCCCCAGCUCGCACAGCAGCGGUGAACGGGGAGAACGGGGUGUCGGGGAGAAACGGGUAAACCAACGGAGGAGAAGGCCCCGUUAGGUCUCAAAUGCCGUUUUACACAGACAGACCGACCGGCCGGCGGCCUCCACCCGGACCACGGCGGCAGUAAUGAAGCCGGCUCCGCUGUUUUCACCGCACCAAGUGGAGACGUGACGGUAACCGACAGCCAGAGCAGCAGCCGGGGGGCUGCCGCCGCCUUGUUUUUCUCUGCCUCGCCGCUGCGGUCCUCCGUUCUGGACAUGUGAAGAUGCUCAGGAUAAUAAGAAGCGUCAGAGGUCAGCCUGCCGGAUUGUUGCUCUUAUCGGUCAUCAAGAAACCGUUAGUCGCAUGAAAGCUGCGGACCUCGGUCGUCUCCAGAAGCUCAGGAUGAGGAAACCCAAAGUAAACCCCAUGGUGUUUGCCCUGUGUCUGGGGUGUUUCAUCAUGGUCAUCUUCUACUUCAACAGCAGUCUGAAACCAGAGGCCGUAGGAGAGAGAAACAGCAGUCACAAGUCCAGGAGGAGUCCGCUUCAGACGAUGUUCAACGGUGACCAGAGAAAGCCUGGGACGACACUUUAUGCCGUUGUUGUGAAAACCUGCAGAAAUGGAACCAGCUGCAUGAACUUAGCUCUGAAUCUGACCGACGGCUGUGUUUUAUCGUGUCAAACAGCUGCUUUGAUGUCUCCCACCACACUGAAGCAGGUUGAGUCAGCUCUACAGGCCAUCCACCAGGGGCGGCGGGAGCUGUUGGAAGAAGCCUGUCGCUCUUACAUCCGCAAACGCAGAGUCCUCAUCCCAGAAGACCUGAAACACAUCAUCGUGGACGACAAGCACGGCCUGCUGUACUGCUACGUGCCCAAAGUGGCCUGCACCAACUGGAAGCGGGUGCUGAUGGUUCUGACGGGCGUUGCUGGAGCCCACAAAGACCCACUAGCCAUCCCAGCUAACGAGGCUCACGUCCCAGGAAACCUCCGCACCCUGUCCGAGUACUCCACCUCAGAGAUCAACCAGCGUCUGCGCUCGUACCUGAAGUUUAUCUUUGUACGAGAACCCUUCGAGCGCCUGGUGUCUGCGUACCGCAACAAAUUCACACGGAGCUACAACACAGCCUUUCACAAACGAUACGGCACAAAGAUAGUGCAGCGGCACAGGCCACACCCGCAGCCAGAAGCUCUGGAGAAAGGAAAUGACGUCUCCUUUGAGGAGUUUGUGUAUUACCUCGUAGACCCGGCGACCCAGAGAGAAGAGCCCUUCAACGAACACUGGGAGCGGGUGCACUCGCUGUGCCACCCCUGCCUCAUCCACUACGACGUGGUGGGGAAAUACGAGACGCUGGAGCAGGACUCCCGCUACGUGCUGCAGCUGGCCGGGGUGGACGAGCAGGUCAGCUUCCCCGCCUCAUCCAAAAGCACCAGGACUACAGGAGACAUGGCAGCCCAGUUCUUCCAAAACAUCAGCCCUUUUUACCAGAAGAAGCUGUACAACCUCUACCGCAUGGACUUCCUGCUCUUCAACUACUCCGUGCCAGCCUACCUCAAGUUUAGAUGAGGCUGAGGUGACUCCUGAACACUUGAACUCACUGACGGAAGCCUAAGAAGGACCGUUUCACAGGAGAAGUUCUUUCUGCAGGUCUCACCACGGACCCUGGACAAACGUUCCUCAUCAGAGCUGCAAAGAAAAACUGCUCUAGAACAGCUGGAAGGCUGGCAGGACCUUGACGAAUGAGUUUUUAUUGUAAAGAAUGAAAAAGUGGAUGUGAGUCGGUGGCUGUGAAACGUGUCAUCAGCUUUGGUUUUACACUCGUUUCGGUUGUUUUCUGCUGUUUCCUAAAAUUUAUUUGCACACGUCUACAAAGAUCAGCGAGACGAUGAGUAAGCAGAUGGUUUCCAGAGAAUGUCUUCUAACAUGCGUGCCUUCCACAGUGGGCCUUAUUUGGUUUCCAGGCGACAGCUUUUUUAACUGUGAACCCUGUUUCCUUUUGUACUGUAGAAGAGAUUUUGUGCAACAAUGACAUUGUUUUUAUUUAUUGUGUUCUUAGUAGUGUUACCAAAUCAGACCAAAAUAGACAUGUAUUAUUCUACAGUUUUCAAAUAAAUGCAUUUCACCUCGA